AUGGCUAUUUCGUCCCGGUCUACAGUGAGGAAGAUGGAAAAGGCAACUCUCGGGCCCUCAAGUAUGAGGACGGCCCGGAAUGGUUCAAGCAUAGACGGCGAUCCGAAGGCGACUUGCGCCGCGGCUUUCAACAGCUGGAAGGUGCCUUCGCACUGCGAAGGACCCGUUUAUAUGCCGCACGGCGGUCGCAAGAUGAAGUAUAAGCCGUACAAGAUCAAGAAGGGUAGCCGCUUCACUAUUUUCCCCCCGGCGAGCCAGACCGCCGCCCCUGCGCCACCGCAUUAUUACGGCGACCGUGACUCAAAGAAGCCGAACCCGUUCCGCCCCACCAAGAAGAAGGACAAGCAGUAUUUCCACCCACUGGAAAACAAAUGCUGGCCGCGCGAGCCAGCGCUAGGGCACCACCAAGACGUCCCCGCUCCCGCCAUCCGACGCGCCAUCAAAGAACACUGCGCCAAAGAGUACGCCCUCCACGAGCACAUGCUAGGAAGGACCGCCUACACCUCCGUCAACCUGACCGACCAGCUCUUCUGGAACAAAGGAUGGGACACCGUCACCGUCUCCAACGGCGCCGCCUACGUCAAAGUCGACUUCCGCCAGACCUUCAACAUCCGCUACCGCGACCUCGACAACACCGAGACGAUGGGCGAAAAGGAAUGCCAGCAGAUUGAGAGCAGGGUCCUGGAAGCGGCGGAUCGGCCGAGGAAGCUCGCGUAUAUCAAGCCCUACUAUUACGGGCCGAGGGAGGAGAAAUUGGAUCCGGGAGAGAGCGUGGUGACGAAAAAGCAUUUCAUCUACAACAUCAUUCCUGAGGUCCACACUCCUUGAGCGCCGUCAACACCACUGAUUGAGGCUGGUCACAGCCCUGGCCCCGGCGUCCCGGCGUCAUUCCGCUUCUUCCUUUGCCG
This is a messenger RNA of Trematosphaeria pertusa, 908 nucleotides long. RefSeq lists its product as uncharacterized. The record is from RefSeq and is a predicted model, not a curated record. NCBI's taxonomy places the organism in Eukaryota, Fungi, Ascomycota, Dothideomycetes, Pleosporales, Trematosphaeriaceae. The transcript has 4 exons. The coding region runs from base 1 to 828 and encodes 275 amino acids.